Molecule: messenger RNA, 378 nt
Organism: Staurois parvus
Lineage: Eukaryota; Metazoa; Chordata; Amphibia; Anura; Ranidae
Source: the annotation of a GenBank genome assembly
UCGCCUCUACUGUGCAGAAGGACCUGCUUCUUGGUCCUACCUCUUCCUCGGUCCAGCAGUGACCUGCUUUUACCAGCCGUCUUCUCUCCCUGGCGCCGGCAUCUUCAGUCUUGUGGCCACAGCCAGGUGACCACUGCGCAUUCUCGAAAAGUCACCUGUAGUCUUCUGGUACCUGUCUGCAGUCUCGGGUCAUCUCCUGUACUAUGUCCGCAGUCUCUGGUCAUCUCCUGUACUAUGUCCGCAGUCUCUGGUCAUCUCCUGUACUGUGUCCACAGUCUCUGGUCAUCUCCUGUACUAUGUCUGCAGUCUCUGGUCAUUUCCUGUACUAUGUCUGCAGUCCAUUGGUUCAGAAUAUUUUUUUUCUUGUUUUCCUCCUCU